Molecule: messenger RNA, 1168 nt
Organism: [Candida] anglica
Lineage: Eukaryota; Fungi; Ascomycota; Pichiomycetes; Serinales; Debaryomycetaceae
Source: the annotation of a GenBank genome assembly
CCACAAUUAAGUCUAUCUAACCCCAGUCACUCUUUAGUACCCAUAACCCACCCCAGUCUUUCCUUAACUUAGGUCUCAAUCAACUCAUAAUUGUUUACAGUUCCUAAUUAAAUUAUCAAUAUCCACCCUCAAGACUUAACUUUCAUUGAAAAGAAAUUACUUAAAUUAAAAAUUAUUGGCAAUGUUGUUUAAAUCUAAUUUAGCACUUGCUGCCCUUGUUGCUACUGUCCUUGCUGACGAACCAACCACCACCUAUCAAUCAACUAUCACCAUCACCAAGACUUUAUUGACUCCUGAACAAAGUACUUCCCUUGCUCAAAAGUUGGCAGUUUCUCAAGCUUCAGUUGCUUCUGCUGUUUCUGCCGCAUCUGAAGCUGCUGCUGAAUCUGCUGCUUCUGUUGCUUCUGCUUCCGCUGCUUCUGUAGCUUCAGUAUCUUCUGCUUCUGUUGCUUCCCUUGCUUCUGCUGCUUCUGCUGCUUCUGCUCAAUCAGUUGCUUCUGCUGUUUCAGCCGCUUCUGCUCAAUCAGUUGCUUCUGCUGCUUCCGUUGCUUCUUCUGAAUCCGCUGCUUCUGUUGCUUCUGCUGCUUCUGUUGCUUCUGCUGCUUCUGCUGCUUCCGCUGCUUCUGCUGCUUCCGCUGCUUCUGAAGCCUCUGCUGAUUCUGCUGCUUCCGUUGCUUCGGUUUCAUCUGCCUCGGUUGCCUCUGUUUCCGCUGCUUCUGUUGCUUCCGUUUCUGCUUCCCUUUCUGCUGCUUCAGUUGCUUCUGCUUCUGCUGCUUCUGCCGCUGCUGCUUCUUCCAAAUUGAAUGGUUUCAAAGGUGUUGUUGCCGUUGCCUCUUCUGUUAACGUCACUUCCAGUGCCCAUUCUUCUUCUGCCCACUCUUCUUCUGUCAAGCCUACUUCAAGUGCUCUUUCCACCACUUCUGCUGUCUUGUCUUCAUCCAGUGCUGCUGCUUCCUCAGUGGUAUCUUCCUCCAAGAAGAAUGGUGCUGUUGCUGCUAACACUGCAGGAGGUGCAUUCAUCGGUGCCAUUGCACUCGUUGCCGCCCUUUUGUAAUGAUUGGAAGAAUUGACCAUACCCCCAAAAGAUCAAAAAAAAAAACCACCCACAACCUCCCCUGUUCAAUUCAAUUGUAUUGUAUCAUAACACCAGAUUACCCCUACCAACUCU